Neohortaea acidophila is the source of this 1173-nucleotide messenger RNA. RefSeq names its product splicing factor, Prp19-binding domain-containing protein. The record is from RefSeq and is a predicted model, not a curated record. Gene Ontology annotation, cellular component: U2-type spliceosomal complex. Gene Ontology annotation, molecular function: RNA binding. NCBI's taxonomy places the organism in Eukaryota, Fungi, Ascomycota, Dothideomycetes, Mycosphaerellales, Teratosphaeriaceae. The transcript has a single exon. The coding region runs from base 1 to 1173 and encodes 390 amino acids. Gene Ontology annotation, biological process: mRNA splicing, via spliceosome.
AUGACUAAGAAUCGGGCACAGCCCACUCGCUACCGACCUGGCAAAGCCGAAGUUGAAGAUCCCGAAUCAGAGGACGAAUCAUCCGAGCAAGAAGAGGAAGACGAUGCGCCCACGAAAGCCCCGCCGCCAAAAGCCUCUUCCUUUCCGUCGCAGAAGAAGCUGGGCGUCGAUUUGAGCAAGGCUGGACAACAAAUAUCCAAAGCGCCGAAGCCGCCGGAACAAGAUCUAGAAGGCUUUGUGACCGCAUCGGAAUCGUCUUCGGAAGACGGAGAUGACGAUGAAGAUGGAAGCAGCGAAGAAGAGUCUGGGUCUUCAGAGGAGGAGGAAAGCAGCUCUGAUGAUGAACCCAAGAAGCCCAUGCUGGCGCCCAAAUUCAUCUCAAAAGCCAAGCGAGCACAGCAAUCUGCUGCCGCCGACAAGGGCCCAUCCGCGGAAGAAAAGGCCGCUGAAGACGAACGCGUGAGGAGGGAGAAGGCCGACGCUCUACUACAAGCUCAACUGGAACGAGACGCCGCAGCACGAGCGGCGGGCAAGAAGUAUUGGGACGACGACGACAUUGCUCCCGAAGACGAAGUCGACGACACAGAUGGCUUGGAUCCCGAGGCCGAGCUAGCGGCGUGGAAGCUGCGGGAGCUUAAGCGCGUGCGCCGAGACAGACUAGCCAUCGAGGAGAAAGAAAAGGAGCGAGAGGAGAUUGAGCGCAGACGAAACAUGACGGCCGAGGAGCGCGAGGCGGAAGACCAGGCCUUCAUCGAGGCGCAGAAGGAGGAGCGCGAGGGGCAGGGCAAGAUGGCGUACAUGCAAAAGUACUUUCACAAGGGCGCUUUCUUCGGCGAUGCUGGCGAAGAGGACGAAGAAGUCAAGAACGUGCUCAACCGCAAUUUCGCCGGCGUCAAGUUCGAAGAUGAAACGGGGGAUAAGGCGGUGCUGCCGGAGUACAUGCGCAUCCGGGACAUGACGCGCUUGGGCAAGAAGGGACGGACCAAGUACCGGGAUCUCCAGUCGGAAGAUACGGGGCGAUGGGGGCAGGAUGUGGGCAGGAAGAAGAGGGAUUUGGAUGGGGUGGAUGAACGCUUCCGGCCGGAUGAUGAGAGGCGUUCGGAGCGGACGGGGGCUAAUGCCGCGCCUGUGCGUGAGAGAGAGCGAGGGGACAAGAGGGCGAGGUAUGAAUGA